Molecule: messenger RNA, 798 nt
Organism: Cuscuta europaea
Lineage: Eukaryota; Viridiplantae; Streptophyta; Magnoliopsida; Solanales; Convolvulaceae
Source: the annotation of a GenBank genome assembly
UCCAUAUUUACCUACUGUCUCUCAGGCGGAUCGAAAUUGCUACCCGUGGAUUAUGUAAUUCCAAUGGACGGUUUAGAUUCAACUCACCAUCCACUUAUCUGGCAAUAAAAGGCGCACCCACCUUCCCUUCAACCCACCGCGAAUUUUCUGAGUUCCCUCUCUCAAGUUUGAAGUUUUCAUAUUACCGAUCUGCAAAAAUGUCAGGCCGUGGUAAGGGCGGUAAAGGAUUGGGGAAGGGCGGAGCCAAGCGUCACAGGAAGGUCCUUCGCGACAACAUCCAGGGCAUCACUAAGCCCGCCAUUCGCCGUUUGGCUCGCAGAGGCGGCGUGAAGCGUAUCUCCGGCCUCAUCUAUGAAGAAACCAGAGGAGUUCUCAAAAUCUUCCUCGAGAAUGUUAUCAGAGACGCCGUCACCUACACUGAGCACGCUCGUAGGAAAACUGUGACAGCGAUGGAUGUCGUCUAUGCCCUCAAGAGGCAGGGAAGGACCUUGUACGGAUUCGGAGGGUAGAGAUUUGCGGAAAUUCAAUGUUCAUCUGAUCUUAAUGGAAAUGAAUUUAGCUGCUUGAUUUCGAUUUAGCUGCUUGAUUUCGAAGCUGUAGUUAGUUAUCUUACCUCUGUAUUGUGUUUGAUGAAUCAGAACUUCUGUAUCUGUUUCAACAGUUAUAUGAAGCGAUACUUUUUCUUAUAUCUCCGUCUUCUUCUCGUUUCUAUCAGAUUUGAUAUGUUUGGGUGAUUCAAUCAGGUUUUAAUUUCAAUUGAUGAUAUUUUUGCGCAUUUUGCGUAACUGUUACUUUCUA